Messenger RNA from Octopus bimaculoides (California two-spot octopus), 990 nucleotides. RefSeq lists its product as uncharacterized. NCBI's taxonomy places the organism in Eukaryota, Metazoa, Mollusca, Cephalopoda, Octopoda, Octopodidae. The record is from RefSeq and is a predicted model, not a curated record.
UGUUCCACCCCCAUCACCUCUGUCACAUGUAUCAGCCACAAGAACUGCAUCAGCAGCAGCACUGUAUGCUCCGCCUGGUACAUAUAUUGACAACAACAAGAGCAGCAGCAGCAACAAGAGCAGCAGCAGCAACAACAGCAGUAGUAGGUACAACAGAAGCAGCAACAGUAGUUAUUUGUCAUUCUCAUUAUAAACACCCAAUCUUCAUACUUCACUGCCAGAGAAACACCACCACCAUCAAAACUAUCACCACCACUGCCAAGUCCAGAUAUGAUGAAACUUUGUGCUGUAGUGAUGUUCAUCACUUUCCUGCUCCACCGGGAAGGAAUGGCAGAAAUAAAACCCAUUUCAAUCUCUAGAAAUGAUUCUCUGGGGGUGAUCUACUGGCACUUUCAAAUCUUGGAAACCUUAAAUUCUGCAACACAGAUUUGUCAGGAAUAUGGAAUGACACUGUUUAGUAUAAAGCGCCACAAAACCAGUUUCAUGGAACUUUUACUGGACAAAGUUCGGAAAUUUAUAGAAGGCAGCAAAGGACAAAUAAUGUUGGAGGCUUUUGUUUGUCAACGACAUUUGGAACAUGAAAAUGAUUACUUUCAUCGGACUGAAGAGAUUGAAGUCUGCGCUGAAGCAUUACAAAGUGUUAGAGGAAACCAUUUCCAGUGUGCAUUCUAUUGCAGCAUCACUAAAAAUUGUGUACUUUACUGUUUAUCUUCUCACGUGUGUUUUCUGUAUUCUAAAUGUACUGGAACCUGCCCCAAGAUGGCAUGUCUGAAGAAGCAUCAUUGUUUCGCUAAAGUCUAGAAAAAUCCAAAAUGAGAUAAAACUGUUUCCUUCAAGAUUCAUUUGUAUCUCAACAAGAAAUAAAACCAAUUGUCAAGUUUCAUCUGUAGGAACCGAUUUAUCCAGAUUAGCUGGUUAUAUCAACAGUAAUAUAAAAAUUUGAGGACCCAAUAAACCCAAUACAUAUAAUAAAUUUUGCUCUGAUGCUUU